AUGUCUAAUACGGCUCCUGGCCAGUCGCGGCCAGACGACGCCAGAUGCUACAACUGUGGUGACGCUGGCCAUUGGACUGUUGCAUGUCCAGAACCCACCAGGGAGACUCCUGCUGGUCUCGCAGCUUGGAGAAACGCCAACGCUCCUGGACACGGAGGCAAUAGAGACCAUGGUGGUUCCAAAAAGUCCAAAGGUCCCAUCAUUACCAAAUACGCACCUGCGCCUGUGCCAGCAUCAACACCAAGCGUGGCUCGAUACGGUCCUCCUCCAGGAUAUGGGCCUCCUCCACCUACACACUACCCCGGAGGACCUCCCUCCUAUCCUUCGCAAUACCCUCCUUAUGGGUCCUCAGCAUCCAACUACGCACCGCCACCUGGCUACUCACCUCCAGGCUACUCUAUCCCGUAUCCUCCACCUUCUUAUGGUGGUCCUCCUCCACCAGGUCUUCCGGCACCACCUCCCAGGCCUCCUGGCACAUAUGCUUCUCCUCCUCCGCCUCCCACUCAACCUCCAGCGCAUCCACCUCCAUAUCCACCACGCGCAUAUGGUCCUCCGCCUCGCCAAGACCACGUACCAUACCAUCCACAGCCUCACUAUCCUCACUAUCCACCGCCAGCUUCAGCACCAUAUGCUCAGCAUCCACCGCCGCCAUCAUACCCGCCCCCUUAUCCCUCUCACAGCGCGCCUCCGUCAUAUGGGCACCCUCCACCUUCGCGGCCCCCUCUCCCGUCACCAGCACCGCCUUCUGCAUCACGUCCACAUCGACCAGCUUCGUCCUCAGUACCACGCCAGAAUCCUGCAUCGACAUUACCCUUGCCAGCUUCUUUGCCCCCUAAACCCUCUCUACCCCCUAAACCACCACAGCCCAAUCAGCCCAAUCAGCAUGGUCAACCUGGUAGGGGACGACGGGACUUUCCUGACCAUUCUCGAGACCACCGUAACAAGCGGAGGAACGACCGACACUCUCAGCCAGAGCCACGUCAUUCACCAGAUGAGGUUGGUAAGCCAUUGCCAUCAGAAUAUAAUGAUGAGGUGCUUCUUCUUAGAAAAUGGGAUGCAAAAUGCAUUGAGUCGGACUGUGUUCAAGCUGACAAUAUUGAGGAAUACGUGAAGCCGAUACACGAAACUCCGUAUUGGUCAAAGAUCCAACACGACCCCGCGUUCGUACGAGACGGCAAGCUUCCUAGCGGACAUCCCAUUGCCAGUCUGCCGCCAAGGCCACCACCAAAACUUGAGGAGAUCGUUCGGAGCGAAAGCUCCGAAAGUGGCGAGGUCAAUGAGCGACUCGCAAAACGAGGUCACCCAGAUGACGAUACCCAUGGUGAGCGUCCAGUGAAGAGACAAAGAUCCCGAAGCUCCUUCGACACCGGCUGCAGAGGAUCACGGGGCCGGCAUUCGCGCUCGCGUGAUUCGUACGUUCCGCAAGGACGCAGGUCACGUCCAGGUAGUCCCGAACGUCGACCUACAGAAUUCCGUAACGUCGACGACCAGCGACGAUCGAUAGACCGGUACCAACCAGAUCGGGAUCGAGAUCAUAGCCGUGGUCGUGGACGUCGCCGGAGUCGUACUCAAAGUCUCAGUCGAGACCGCAGUCGGAGUCGGAGUCGAAGCCGGAGUCGAAAUCGCAGCCGCAGUCCUAGUCGCAGCCGUCGCCGCAAUCGAACCCCAACGUCACGCGACUCAUCAGUAGUAUCUGCUGCAUCUUCAGGAUUGGAUUCCUUGGAAGCCGAGUUGCUGGGAAUAGAUACUAAAGUAAAGACUCCUGAAGGAUCUCCACGGCCGAGGUCGUCCAUGUCAGGGCUCAAGCCUAAACGGCGACAAGCGAAGCUCGAUUCAGCAUAUAGUCGUCGUUGGUAG
Fusarium verticillioides 7600 is the source of this 1857-nucleotide messenger RNA. RefSeq lists its product as hypothetical. The record is from RefSeq and is a predicted model, not a curated record. NCBI's taxonomy places the organism in Eukaryota, Fungi, Ascomycota, Sordariomycetes, Hypocreales, Nectriaceae. The coding region runs from base 1 to 1857 and encodes 618 amino acids. Gene Ontology annotation, molecular function: nucleic acid binding; zinc ion binding. The transcript has 4 exons.